UAUGAAGGAGUCGAUAAUGCUCUGGACUAUAGUCAACGAGAGUCACGAAGAGGGUACUGGGAUAUCGUGUGGCAAAGGCCAGGCCAAGCUGAUAUUUUCACUAUUAUCGAAGGAACAAGCUUCAAAGUUAUGGCCCAAAAUGAGAAUCAAAUUGAGGUUUCCUUCAAGAUGAUUUAUGAUGCUGCCCAUGAUCAAAGUGGUUCAGCUCUACCCCUAAACAUUGACAAAAGGUUUGUAAUGCUGCGUGGCCAACCUGGAUUCUACUCUUAUGCCAUAUUUGAACGCUCGAAUGGAUGGCCGGGAGUUGAUAUCAGUGAAUUAAGGAUUGCACUCAAGCUUGACCACAGACGGUUCAACUACAUGGCCGUAGCGGACAAUAUACAAAGGGUCAUGCCAACGGCCAGUGAUAGAACAAAUGGUCAACCUCUUGCCUAUCCUGAGGCUGUUUUUUUGACAAAUCCGACCAAUUUAACUUUCAAGGGACAGGUAGAUGAUAAGUAUGAAUACUCAAAAGACAACAAGGACAAUCAUGUACAUGGCUGGAUAACCUCUGAUUCCCAAGUGGGAUUUUGGAUGAUAAUCCCCAGUUAUGAGUUCAAAACUGGUGGCCCUAUAAAACGAGAACUAACAUCCCAUGUUGGACCGACCACCUUAGCGGCAUUUCACUCCCGGCAUUAUGCUGGUGCCACCUUGAAAGGACUAAAGUUUGUCGAUGGAGAGCCGUGGAAAAAGGUUUUUGGACCUGUUUUUGUAUAUCUGAAUUCCAAUUCAGACAGCCCUACAUCAUUCUCUCUUUGGGAAGACGCAAAACAUCAGUCAGUAAAAGAAGCACGGAAAUGGCCAUACGAUUUCCCAGCAUCAGACGAUUAUCCUCAUGCCACUCAAAGGGCCACGGUUAGGGGUCAUCUAAAGGUCCACGAUAGAUACUUGGAACGAUCGCCUUUUCCUGCCAAAUCUGCAUAUGUGGGAUUAGCUCCGCCAGGAGCUCCGGGGUCAUGGCAACUAAAUGCCAAGGGUUAUCAAUUUUGGACUCAAACUGAUGAUUGUGGUCAUUUCACCAUAAGAGGCAUUCGCCCGGGCAAAUACAACUUGUAUGCUUGGGUACCCGGAAUUAUGGGCGAUUAUAAGUCUGAUUUAGAUAUUAACCUCAGGCCAGGAGAGUACAAACUAGGAGAAUUCGUGUUUACGCCUCCUAGAAAUGGUCCAACAAUUUGGGAAAUUGGCAUUCCUGACCGUACAGCUGCUGAGUUCUAUGUGCCUGAUGGAAAUCCACGACUCGAAAAUCCUUUAUUCAUCAACCAUCCUGAAAAGUAUAGGCAAUAUGGGUUGUGGGAACGUUAUACAGACUUAUACCCUGAUCAUGACCUAGUUUUCAGAGUUGGAGUUAGCGAUUAUCGAAAGGACUGGUUCUUUGCUCAUGUAACAAGGAGAAGCGAAGAUAAUUCACGUCUACCUACAACUUGGCAAAUUUCAUUCGACCUCAGACAGGUCCUUCCAAAGGCAAUCUACACCCUCCAAUUGGCUCUGGCAUCUUCCGCGGGUGCUGAAGUGCAGGUUAGGGUCAACGAUCCAAAUGCAAGUUCUCCUCAAUUUUCUACAGGGCUAAUUGGGAAGGAUAAUGCAAUUGCAAGACAUGGAAUUCAUGGGUUGUAUCAGCUCUUUAGUGUUAAUAUACCAGGCAACAGGCUUGUAUCAGGAACGAACACAAUCUUCCUGAGGCAGUCAAGGGGUGGAUAUAUAUUCAGCGGGGUCAUGUAUGAUUAUCUUCGUCUGGAAGGACCAGCAGUAUAAACAAUUAUGGGUUGAAGUCCUUAAGUUACUUUAGUAGGAAUUAGGAAAUCAGGAUUCAUUAGUUUGAUAGUUUAGGAUUCUUUUAUUUCUUGGUUUUUGAGUAUAGCUAUUUAGGAAAUUGUAGCUCAAAAUCUCAAGGCUCCCAAAGAGGGAAGGUAUGACGCAUUCAUUUAUUUCUUGGCACGACAACAAUUCGUGCACUUAUACACUCAGUGAUCAGCAAUGUAGUGUGCUCUGCAAUCUCAAUUGUACGAUAGAUAUUUAGCAAUAAAAAUUCC
Messenger RNA from Coffea eugenioides, 2069 nucleotides. RefSeq names its product probable rhamnogalacturonate lyase B. Gene Ontology annotation, biological process: carbohydrate metabolic process. The transcript is spliced from 14 exons. The annotation marks the transcript as partial. The record is from RefSeq and is a predicted model, not a curated record. Gene Ontology annotation, molecular function: catalytic activity; carbohydrate binding. NCBI's taxonomy places the organism in Eukaryota, Viridiplantae, Streptophyta, Magnoliopsida, Gentianales, Rubiaceae.